CGGCAUUUGAAGGAAACAGAAUCAGCCCACCACCUCUCUCCCACUCCUCCUUCCUUUUCCAAUACACUAUCUAUGAUUCUCUAAUCUCUCUCUAACUCCCUCCAUGUCUGAUCAGAGAGAUCUCCGAAGAAGGAAGCUUUCGGCCAAUCGAAGAACCGCCAGACGACCGCCGCCGGAAGCUCGUCCAUCGGAAUACGCCAAUAUUCUGACGAGCUACAAGUCGGAGCCAAUUCUGCCAAACGCCGGCGGCGGAGAGGUGGUGGUGAUCGUAGAGCAGCAGGUGGAGGAAGUGCUUUAUCGGCCGCAGACAUGUGCGGACAUAUUUUUGCCCCCUUCUGAACCCUUACAGCGGUACAAUAGAGAUGCAAAGGUAGUGGUAAAUGUGACGGUUGAGGGAAGUCCAGGAGCAGUUAGAACCAUGGUUAAGUUAGGAUCUGACGUGGCGGAGACGAUCAAGCUCGUCAUCAACAAAUACAACCAAGAAGGCAGAACGCCGCCUCUUCGUGAAGCCGCAGCGGCUCAUUUUGAGCUUCACCACUCCUUUUUCAGUCUUGAGAAAUUGAAGAAGUCAGAUUUGAUGGGUGAUAUUGGUAGCAGAAGCUUUUAUCUUCGCAAGCAGAGUAACAUCAGCAACCAUGAAAAUGAAGCAGCACAGAUUUCCAAUGCUCAUCCUUUCCUUCAAAAAUUCUUCAACACCAUUAUUCGAGCAACACACAAGAUAUGGAAAAUAUUUGGUUGCAUUCCUUAAUUUAUUUAACUAUAUUACUACUAUUUUUUACACUCCUACAUGUAUAUAUUAGAAGAGUAAGUUGUUACUAGUUUUUCGAUGCCAAUCAUCAUUUUUGGAUGGUCGGUUAACAUGGGAAGGCUGCAUUGUGUACAUAUAUAUUUGUGGUAUUGUAAAUCUCAUAAUUUGAAUUGUUA
Salvia splendens (bonfire salvia) is the source of this 924-nucleotide messenger RNA. RefSeq lists its product as uncharacterized. NCBI's taxonomy places the organism in Eukaryota, Viridiplantae, Streptophyta, Magnoliopsida, Lamiales, Lamiaceae. The transcript has 3 exons. Bases 104 to 748 code for a protein of 214 amino acids. The record is from RefSeq and is a predicted model, not a curated record.